Aspergillus calidoustus is the source of this 729-nucleotide messenger RNA. Lineage: Eukaryota; Fungi; Ascomycota; Eurotiomycetes; Eurotiales; Aspergillaceae. The record is from the annotation of a GenBank genome assembly.
AUGUCAGAUCCCUACGACUACAUCAUCGUCGGCGGCGGCCUCACCCGCUGCGCCCUGGCUGGCCGACUGUCUUCUAAGAACUCAUCGCUACGAAUCCUCAUCAUCGAAGCGGGCCCCAAUGUAGCCAGGCAUAACGGUUCUCACGAAUACACUGGCGUGGAAACCGCCAUUGGUGAGAUAUACAACGCAUCCAAAGAAGUGAUCAUAUCCGCUGGCGCCUACCGCACCCCACAGCUCCUCAUGCUCUCUGGAAUCGGACCCGCCGAAGGACUCUCGCGCCAUGAUAUUCCAGUCCUCGUGGAGUCCCAUGACGUAGGCCGCAACCUCCAUGACCACUUCUGCUUCCCGCAGUGGUGGAAGCUUCACCACCCGGAGCAGGGUCUUGCGACGGGGACCCCGCUGUGGACUAGUCCUGCAUACGCCAUGGGUAUGCCGCUCGAUUGGAAUGUUACUCUGCAGACCCCCACCGAGGAUUUGAGGCGGGCAUUGCGUGUUGAUGAAGGAGAUGCAGAGUCGCCGAAGGAUCAUCCAUACCUCAAUCCCGCGUUCGCACACGCCGAGGUUAUUGUAAUCUAUGCGCCAAUAAGCGAGGGAUAUGCUGAGUUCGAAGCUGCGAUGGACGGCACUCAUAUAAGUACACUGGUCCUGUUGAUGGCUCCAACGUCUCGUGGGCAGAUUAAGCUUGCAGAUGCGGACCCAGCAAGUGCACCAGUCAUCGACCCGAAUUAA